CUUCCUAGUGCAAGUGGCUGGCGAAUCACCAAGGCCAGGACCCUCUGGCGGGUUUCUGAAUCGUACCAGAAGCCAAAUGUGUGCGUGCACAUGCAUGUGUGUGCAUGUCUGCAUGUGUGUGUGUGCAUUUACACGUGUGCAUGUGUGCGAAUGUGUGUAUGUGUGUGUGCAGGUGUGCGUGUGCAGGCAUGUGUGCAUGUGUGUGUGUGCAGGUGUGCAUGUGUGUGCAGGCAUGUGUGUGUGCACACAGGUGUUUGUGUGUGCAUGUGUGUGCAGGCGUGUGUGUAUGUGUGUGUAUGUAGGUGCGUGUGAGCGUGUGUGUGUGCAGGGGUGUGUGUGUGUACAGUGUGCUGUUGUCCCUCACCAAAGGCUCUCAAGCAAAGUGAGCUGUCAUGGGAUAAGAGGGAAGCUGCUCUCAUGGAUUGGAAACUGGUUACAAGACAGGCAACAAAGGACAGGAAUAACUGGUCAGUUUUCAGAAUGGAGAGAGGUAAAUAGUGGUGUCCCCCAGGGGUCUGUUCUGGGCCCAGUCCUAGUCACCAUACUCAUAAAUGGUCUGGAAAAAGGGGUAAACACUGAGGUGGCAAAAUUUGCUGAUGAUACAAAACUACUCAAGAUAGUUAAGUCCCAGGCAGACUGUGAAGAGCUGCAAAGGGGUCUCACAAAUCUGGGUGAUUGGAUUGCAAGGCUCAGCAGCCCCUGUUCCCAGGCUCACCCUGACUCAGCAUGGGCAGAUGAAAUUCAGUGAUGAUAAAUGCAAAGUAUUGCACCUUGGAAAACAUCAUCCCAACUAUACAUAUGAAAUGAUGAGGUCUAAAUUACCUGUUAUCACUCAAGAAAGAGAUCUUGGAGUCAUUGUGGCUCGUUCUCUGAAAACAUCCGCUCAAUGUGCAGCUGCAGUCAAAAAAAGCAAACAGAAUGUUGGGAAUCAUUAAGAAAGGGAGAGAUAAUAAGACAGAAAAUAUCAUAUCGCCUCUAUAUAAUUCCAUGGUAUGUCCCCAUAUUGAAUACUGCGUGCAGAUGUGGUCGCCCCGUCUCAAAAAAGAUAUAUUGGUUUUGGAAAAGGUUCAGAAAAGGGCAACAGAAAUGAUUUGGGGGAUGGAAUGGCCACUGUAUGAGGAGAGAUUAAUAAGACUGGGACUUUUCAACUUGAAAAAGAGACAAAGGGGGGAUAUGAUCGAGGUCUAUGAAAUCAUGGCUGGGGUGGAGAAAGUAAAUAGGGAAGUGUUAUUUACUCCUCAUAACACAAGACCUAGGGGUCACCAAUGAAAUUAACAGGCAGCAGGUUUAAAGCAAACACAAGGAAAUGUUUCUUCACGCAACGCACAGUCAACCUGUGGAACUCUUUGCCACAGGAUGUUGUGAAGGCCAAGAGUAUAACAGGGUUAAAAAAACAACUAGAGAAGUUCACGGAGGAUUGGUCCAUCAAUGGGUAUUAAGCAGGCUGGGCAGGGAUGGUGUCCCCACCUCUGUUUGCCAGAAGCUGGUAAUGAGCCACAGGGGAUGGAUCACUUGAGGAUUCCCUGUUCUGUUCACUCCCUCUGGGGCACCUGGCAUUGGCCACUGUUGGAAGACAGGGUACUGGGCUAGAUGGACCUUUGGUCUGACCCAGUCUGGGCGUUUUUAUGUUAUCAACGGAGGGGCCAGUGCUUUCUGAUGGGGUGCGUGGGGCAGGGGUGAAAUUGCAACAUCGGCAGGAGAUUUCCUGCAAACCUGAAAUCUGACCCAGUUUGCAAAAAUGCUGGGUCUCUAUAGAUGUGUAGUUCCCAACAUGCAGCUCUGCCAGUGCCUCGCAAUCCUGACCCGCAGACCCCUAGUAUCCCAGCCCUGGGCUCCCCCCCCCCCGCAGCUCUGCCAGUGUCCCUCACUCCCGACCCACAGCCCCCUGCUAUUCCAGCCCUGGCCUCCCUGCGUAGCUUUGCCUGUGGUCUCACUCCUGACACUCUAGCACUGUGGACAAUAGAUUUAUCCUUACCCCCUGCCAGUGAGGGUUACCCCCAUUUCACAGAUGGGGAAACUGAGGCACGGGGCAGGUGUGACUUGCCUGCGUUUCUGUGCCUGCUUUGAAUGCAAGUCUCACCAGCGGAGUGCUGGGCUCCUGCUGGAGAUGGAGCUUCAGCACUAGCCAUCAGCACCCACAUGUCUCUGCCGAUGCGCCUCAACUCCUGCCCUCAGCCCCCUGCAGUCCCAGCGCUGCAGACCACACACAAGACAUGGAAAGUGCCUCCUGGCUGAACAGGGAGUCGGGCUGACCCUGCUGGACAGGUUUCAGUGCCCCGCCCUGGGGCCCCUGAGCUCUCCUAGCGGGAGGCUGCCGUUAGCGGAACCCCCAGGAUACAGGGGUGCGGGCGGUUCCCAGCUGAUUGGCUGCUGCUAGGCAACAGCCUCAGCUGCAGGGAAACAAGGGGCUAGGAGAAGAUGCUGCAGAGGUGGCCUUAGGGAGCAGCGGUGCGGGGAGGAGCCUGUAGCCGCAGGGCAAGUUGUCCCAUCGCUGCUGGGAGACGGGUGAGGCCUUGCUCCAGUCUGAUCCGGCCAGUCCUUCACAGGAGCCGUGCGCUGGGUGGAUGUUGGAUGUGAUGAGUCUGCAAGGCUCUGCAGCCCCUGUUCCCAGGCUCACCCUGACUCAGUAUCCACAGCAUGGCUGGGGUGGCACGGCCCCCAACAGCUUGUGCACAGUCUUGUGGGCUAGAUGGGAGGGAAGGCUGAGCACCGCUGAACCAACAGUGGAUUCGCUGAGACGCGUCACCCUGAGACCUCCCCACCCCCUCUUCCCGGCUCAGUGACUUGCUUCUCCAGGCCCAGCCCCCUCUAUUAUAGCUUCCACAUUUCAGGGGGGGGCACCGCUUGGGAACCGGCCUGGCUCCUGAAGCAGUGAGGAGCUACCGAGGAAAGGUCCUUGCUGGCUCCAGCCCGGGGCAGCCUGUGACGUGAGCCCAGUGCCAAGGAGCCAUGGCAGGAGGAGAGGCCCGACUGUCUCAUCGCGGCCGAACGAGACCCUGCGGCCGGAGCCAAAGCUGGACAAUUCAGACUGGAAAGAAGGGGCAGAUUUUGAACCGGAGGUGGGGGGAAUUAGCCAUUGGAGCAGCUGCCCCACAGGGCCAGGGCAGAUUCUCCAUCAUGUGCCCGCUGUCAAUCAAGACAGGACGUCCUUCCAAAUCUAGCACAGCCGGAUGAGGGGCUUGAUGCAGGCAUUGCUGGGUGAGUUUCUAGGCCUGCACACCAGAGGGGUCAGUGGGAGCAUGGGCCAGUGCCCAGAGCAGGAGACUCGCAGACUGGGGUUCUAGUACCCAUGCAGCAACUGGCCUGGCACUGUCCUGCCUCAGUUUCCCCAGCCAGCUAAUGAGAUUGGCCUCAUUUUGCGGAGCGCUUCGCGACCUACGACAGAGGAAGCUACAUAAGAAUAAGGUAUUGUUCUCAAUUGUCCUAUCUGGCUUUAAAGCCUUGCAGCCGCCUUUAUGGUGCUUUACUCCCGCUCUGGGGCGAAAGCAAAUCCCUCUCUGCUUUUUACUGUGGUUGCGCAUUCGGUGGUGGGUUAACACACAGUGUACCAAUGUUCUGAGCUUAUUACAGACGUGAGCAGCUCGUGUGAUCCGCGUUCACAGCUUCCUAGAUCCCCAGGCCAGAAACGACCAUUGCGAUCUUCUGGUCUGACCUCCUGGAGAACACAGGCCUUGGGGAUUCCCUCCAUCCGUUCAGAGCUGAGACAAGCACCCACCCUGAUCUAAAAACUGCCAGUGCUUACAAUCCACUGGGACCCGGGGGAAGCUGGUCCGAUUCCUUGUAAAUUGGAAGCUGCAUACAAGGUGCUGGAAGAUGGGCUGCUUCUCAUUCCUGAAGCUGAUGAUGUUUGUGUUCAAUGGCGUUAUAUUUCUGAGCGGGUUGGCCGUGCUGGGCAUUGGCAUCUGGGUGAAGGUGGAUGGAGGCUCCUUCGUGCAGAUCCUGGGGGCCGCCGCGCCCCAGCUGAUGCAGCUGAUCAACGUGGGGUACCUGUGCAUCGCUGUCGGCACCUUCCUGCUGCUUAUGGGCUUCCUGGGCUGCUGCGGGGCCAUGAAGGAGAGCAAGUGCAUGCUGCUGCUGUUCUUUGUCAUUAUCCUGAUUCUCUUCAUCGCUGAAGUCGCGGGGGCCGUCGUAGUCCUCGCCUUCUCUUCCGUGGCUGAUAUAUUCAUUGAGCACCUGAAAAACUGGGCUGUGAAAACCUUACGAGAGGAUUACGGGAGGCGGGAUGAUGUGACUGCAAUCUGGGACACAACCAUGAAGGAGCUGAAAUGCUGUGGCUUCAACAACUACAAGGAUUUCAACAGCUCCUACUUCUACCAAACUCACAGCCAGACUUAUCCCACGGGCUGCUGCCUGCCACCCAAGCAUGAAUGCCUAGAAUCUGAACUGGACAGCACCAAGCAGGGCUGCUUGCAUGAGUUCCAGACUUUCCUGAGCAGGAAUGGGAAGAUUGUUGGAGGGGUGGCGUUAGGAAUCGGUGUGCUUGAGCUGGCAGCAAUGGCCGUUUCCCUGGUUCUGUAUUGUCAGAUCGGGACGAACGCCUGACAAACAAGAUUUCCACCGGAAACACAAAACGUCUCUCCUGCCGUCCAUAACACCUCCUGCCUUUGCGUCUUCCUGGUGUUCACUGCGAGAGAAACCUAACUUUUCUUAUUCAUAACUCAUCACUAAUAUUUCCUGUUAAUCUGUAAUAGCACUGAGCAAUCAGAUGGAUACGACGCCAAUGAGGCUACAGUGAAAAUUGGGAUGGUAUCUUUUCCAUGCUAUUUUUUGUGUAUGUUUCAAUGGUAAAUUCGAUCUGAUUUGUUUUUCUUGCGUGCUCAACAAGAAAUUAGCUUAAAGGUGGCAGUCUAAACAUCUAAAAGCAGAGAAUGAAACCAACAUGCCCCCUGCCACGUGUUAUUGUAGACCCUACCCCAAACACACACUGACUGAGGAUCAUUUAUGUAGCUCUUACAGUACUUCCUUUCAUUUGUCACAUGCUUUGAGCAGUGACACAGUAAGCCAUGUUGACGUUUUAACGUACUGUCAUUGCAUCUGAAUUGCAGCGAAAAGGGCAGGUCAUCCCUUUCAGAGUGACUGAUUCAGGCUCUCUGCAAACUCAGGCAGAUGUCACUGCAUUGGUUACUUCACAUUUUGAAGGUUUUCUUUGCAGCCGUAACAGCUAGAGACUGGCUCCCUCCCCUCUUCUUUUAAUGAAAACAGAGACUUGGGGGAAUAAUUAUGAAUUCCAUUCACCCCUCUGUGCUCACUACAGCUUUAAACAUGCCCGACAAUCUGAGAAACACUUCAACGAUGCACUUUUACUGAUCUAGCACAUCAUGAACUUGAAUUCUAAUGAAAUAUUUCAUGUCCCUUUUUCCUCCCCCCUUGUGUGUGUUUGGAAAAGAUCAAGUCAACAAUGUGUCAUUGGUUUUCUGCACCCGACAAUGUUUUUUCUGCCAGUGUCUUGUAUUUGUAUAAAUUAAAUAUCCAUGAUCUUUCUAUGCA
Messenger RNA from Gopherus flavomarginatus (Mexican gopher tortoise), 5487 nucleotides. RefSeq names its product tetraspanin-1-like. NCBI's taxonomy places the organism in Eukaryota, Metazoa, Chordata, Testudines, Testudinidae. Gene Ontology annotation, cellular component: membrane. The transcript is spliced from 10 exons. The record is from RefSeq and is a predicted model, not a curated record. Bases 3814 to 4542 code for a protein of 242 amino acids.